Cercopithifilaria johnstoni is the source of this 1077-nucleotide messenger RNA. The record is from the annotation of a GenBank genome assembly. Lineage: Eukaryota; Metazoa; Nematoda; Chromadorea; Rhabditida; Onchocercidae.
AUGUAUGUCCCGAUAUUGAAUGGCAAGGAAAAGGCUCGAGAAUUGAUUGAUGUUGUUCGGGAACAAACUGAUGCGCCUAUAGGAACAUGUAUAAAUACUGUAUCGAUCAUCCUGAGUAGUUUACUGCGAGAUUUGCCAGAUGUAUAUAGUCUUCAUGUUAUAAAAAAUAAUUUGGAAAGAGACGAUAUAAUCGAUGUGGAUAAUUGCUAUGAUGCGAAAGUGUUGAAGCAGCUCACCGCUAGCAUAACAACUUACAUUGAAGAUAAAUGUCAGUUGGACUGGUCUAUUCGGAAUGACGAGGCUAUGUUGGUUAAGUCACUGCGACAGUUUUCUGGAUUUCUGAAAAAAGCUGAUAUCCGAGUAGCUAUGAAACGUUUUCAUCAGGACGAUUAUACCUUCAUUGAGCAGCUAGUUUCACUUUACCAAAUGGAGCUGAAGAAAUCAAUACGCAUCGAGCUGCUUUCGACAUUUCACUCACUUUGUUUGUUGGACCGAUCAGUGAUAAUAAUGCUGCUUUGUGGACAAUUGCCAGUACUGCUCGUGUCACAAAAUAAUUUCUGUUUGCCACUCACCGAACUUGAUAUAUCAACUUUGCAGUUGCUUUCUGUAUUGUUUUCAACUGGCGAAAAAUUCCCAACUUCACAUUAUGAUAAAUGCUCUGAAUUUGGAGUUUUUGACGAAGAUAAUCUCGAUAGUAGAGGAUUUUGCAGAUGCUUUCCAAUUCAUUUUAUCAUUCAAUACUUACGCGCAGUUAAAUUGCUAAUGGAUAUUUUUUGUGUGUCGGAUGACCUCAUUGCGACUCUUUUUUAUGAUAACGACUUGAAAGUUCUUUAUGGGAUACUAUGCCAGGAUUUGAUCGACACAAACCAAUUACAGGCUAUUCAGAAAAUGGCAAUGAUAUUGCAAAUAAUGAAAAAUAUGGAAGUGAUAAGACGAUGCGGAUUCACUCAAGAAGUAUAUGCAUCAGUGAAAACUUUUCUGUUGACUCAUGAAGCAGAACUGGAGUUGAGGCGCUGUGCGGAAUCCAUCCUGCAACAAGUCACCGAGCAACAAACAAAUUUACCUCUUAAAAUGUAA